Messenger RNA from Parascedosporium putredinis, 474 nucleotides. Lineage: Eukaryota; Fungi; Ascomycota; Sordariomycetes; Microascales; Microascaceae. The record is from the annotation of a GenBank genome assembly.
AUGGCCGCCACUACGACAACGCGCAACUGGCGCGACUAUCUCUAUCUCGCCUUCUUCUCCAUCUCCUUCAUCUCCAUGUUCUUGGUGGACCUCGUCGAAUUCCAGCCUACCUUCUUCCGCCUCUUCACCACCCUCGAGCUCGUCUACCAGCUGCCCGCCGCCUUCUGGAUCCUCCGCCGCUUCUCCCGCGACGGUCGCCGGCCCACGGCCACGGGCAAGACUGGUGGCACCACUCCGGCCCUGGAACUCAUGUGUCUCGUGUACGGCGUCCAGUGCGCUCUCACCACGCUUACCUGCAUCUACGACUGCUGGCACUGGGAGGGCGAGCUGUACACCUGGGACGUCAAGAAGCAACUCAUCUUUAACCUCUACAUGCCCUGGUUCAUUAUUCCCCUGGGUAUGUCGCUGGACAUGUACACAAGGCUCUUGGGUAGGCUCAAUGGCCAGGAUGGAGGACGAUCAAAGGUGCAGUGA